This is a messenger RNA of Adineta steineri, 537 nucleotides long. The record is from the annotation of a GenBank genome assembly. Lineage: Eukaryota; Metazoa; Rotifera; Eurotatoria; Adinetida; Adinetidae.
AUGGAUGAUUUUACAAAUUAUCCAUUUCCAACUUAUCUACCAAAUAAAUUAAUUGCAUAUAUAUUUUCAUCAUUUGUUUUUCUUUCAUUUAUUCUUUGGUGUAUAAAAUCUAUUCAAAAUCAUUUUCAACCAAUACGUUUAAUUAUUCUGUUAUUUUUAUCGCAUUUAACAAUCUUUUGUGAACUUAUUAUUCGUGCAACAAUCUAUUUUACACAAACAAAUUCACAAACAAUUUAUAUUCUUAUAACUAUUCUUUAUACUAUAGGACAACGUUCAAUAAUUAUUGCAAAUUAUACUUAUCUCGUACAAUUUUCAAAUAAAAAAUUUCGAUUUCUUUUUCUUGGAAUAAGUUUAAGUAUUCUUCUAUCGGAUAUUCUUAUGACACCAGCAGAUUGGUUUUAUUGUUUUCAGAUAUUACCAAUUGUACUUAUGUUAUUUGCUUGGUCAAUAUUACAUCCAAAACAAAGUCUAUAUGUUCGAAAUCAAUUAAAUAUUGAAAAAGUACCUGAUGAAAAAAUUGUUUCAUUUAUAUUUUAA